CUUAAUCAGUGCGACUUGCGAGGUUGGAAAAAUAGAUUGAAAUCAAUCAUCGGUGCUGGUUUUCUUUUUCAAAGAAACAUCACAGAAUGGACCGUAUAGCGUCUUUUGCAAAUGACCCCUUUGAUAAACCACCUUGCAGAGGCUGCUCCUCAUACCUGACGGAGCCCUACAUCAAGUGUGCAGAGUGUCCCUCAGCUUUUUUACUUUGUCUCCAGUGUUUCACCAGGGGAUUCGAGUACAAAAAGCAUCAGAGUGAUCACAAAUAUGAGAUCAUGACGUCGGACUUCCCCGUGCUGGAGCCGGGAUGGACGGCGCAGGAGGAGAUGGCACUGCUGGAGGCCGUCAUGGACUGUGGCUUUGGGAACUGGCAGGAUGUGGCAUACCAGAUGCGCUCUAAGACUAAAGAGGAAUGCGAGAGCCACUAUAUGAAGAAUUUCAUCAAUAACCCUCUUUUCUCCUCCACGCUGCUUGGCCUGCGGAAAGCGAAAGACUCUCGCUUUGCAGAGGGGGCCAUUCCUUUCAAACCCUCCGACGACCCCCCGCGGCCCACCUUUGACUCGGUGCUGUCUCGGGACAUGGCGGGAUACAUGCCGGCCAGAGCCGACUUCAUGGAGGAGUUUGACAACUAUGCAGAAUGGGAUUUGAAAGACAUUGACUUUGUGGAUGAUGACUCAGACAUCCUAAGGGCACUCAAGCUCGCUGUUGUAGAUAUAUAUCAUUCAAGAUUAAAGGAGAGACAAAGAAGAAAGAAGAUCAUCCGAGACCACGGACUGAUCAACCUUCGGAAAUUCCAGAUGCUGGAGCGAUGCUACCCAAAGGAAGUGCAGGAGCUCUAUGACGUCAUGAGGAGAUUUGCCAGAGUGGCUGGACCCACUGAGCACGACAAAUUCAUCGAAAGUCAUGCACUGGAGUUUGAGCUGAGGAGAGAGAUUCGCCGGCUGCAGGAGUACAGAAAAGCAGGGAUCAAGUCUUUCUGCAGUGCCAAAGUGUACGAGCGGGCGAAGCGGAUGCGUGAGGACGAGCGCCGGAAGAGGACCAUGCUGUGCGACGUGCUGCAGUACAUCCAGGACGGCCGCGCCUGCCAGCAGUGGCUCAGCAAGCAGGCCGCAAUAGACGCUGGCGUCACUCCAGCUGUCACCACCAUCACAGUGUCAGCGACGGGCAGGAGGAGCGCCCCCCCCCUCAACCUGACCGGGCUGCCGGGAACAGAGAAGCUCAACGAGCGGGAGAAAGAGCUCUGUCAGGUGGUGCGGCUGGUGCCCGGAGCCUACCUGGAGUACAAGCAGGCCCUGCUCAACGAGUGCCGGCGGCAGGGGGGGCUGCGGCUGGCCCAGGCCCGAGCGCUCAUCAAGAUCGACGUCAACAAGACCCGAAAAAUCUACGACUUCCUGAUCAAAGAAGGCUACAUCACCAAGGCCUGAGGAGCCGCGGCUCGUUUUCUAUGUCGUCUUGUCCAGUUUCCAGAGCUUCAGAAGAAGGUCAGAUUGAUGCUGCUCUUUCAAAGUAUUCUAAGUUGUUGUGUCUGUGUUUGUUUUCUUUCCAAAGUGUAUUAAAAUCUUGUUUAUCUGUCAGACGAACAGGAGCCCGUUUUGAAAUGUGGAUUUAUUUGUUUCUCCUGACAUGAAUGUCAAUUAAAAAAACUUGUUCAAA
Menidia menidia (Atlantic silverside) is the source of this 1650-nucleotide messenger RNA. Lineage: Eukaryota; Metazoa; Chordata; Actinopteri; Atheriniformes; Atherinopsidae. The record is from the annotation of a GenBank genome assembly.